This is a messenger RNA of Archocentrus centrarchus (flier cichlid), 2055 nucleotides long. It is a transcript of the gene tmem269, whose product is annotated as transmembrane protein 269. Gene Ontology annotation, molecular function: phosphotransferase activity, for other substituted phosphate groups. NCBI's taxonomy places the organism in Eukaryota, Metazoa, Chordata, Actinopteri, Cichliformes, Cichlidae. The coding region runs from base 1435 to 2028 and encodes 197 amino acids. The transcript has 7 exons. Gene Ontology annotation, biological process: phospholipid biosynthetic process. Gene Ontology annotation, cellular component: membrane. The record is from RefSeq and is a predicted model, not a curated record.
AAAGUCGCUGGGAAGUUGACAGGUAACCGGUUGUGUGAUGUGUGGGAAACUGAGAGUGUUGCCACGUUUAACGCACGCUUUAAAUUCAUUGUGAAAUUAAUCUGCUGAAAAAAAAGAAAUAACGGGAAAGAAAGACAAUAGGAUACGUCGGUUACGUGCGUUCUCCAUCCUUUGAUUUGUAUAGAUUAAGUAAUCAGUGGAGCUCCUUCGAAGCUGUUACGCUUUGAGCCAGACACCAUCAUGAUUCUCCUGACUUCCUCCUCUGGUAGGUUAUCUUUCUUAAUCUCUUCUCAUAUUCUGGGUUACUGUACGCUUACAAAGGCGUGGGUGCCAUGGAUUAAAGCUGAGGACUGCUUACUGUAGCUCUAAUUGGGCAGAUGUGAUGAUGUUUGGGCAGAAUAAAGUGUAAUAAAUAUGAAUUCAAAGUUAUAAGUUUGUGAAGAUACAUACCAGGGCCACCACCUUUUGAGAGAAGUUACAGAACAUGUUACAAGUUCAUUAUUAUUCAUUAUUUUGUACUGAAUACAAGUUAUACAUACUGAUUAUAACACUUACUUAGAAACCACACCAUAUUCACUAUACAGGAUUUAAUCUCCCAUGACACCUGUGCAUUAUUCGUACCUAAUUGUAAUGCCAUUGCCAUGUAUUUUUUUUUAACUAUAUGUCACUAUUUCAGAACACAUCAACUCUCAAACGUAUGUAGUUUCAAUAGUCCAGUUCGUUCACUGCAGAUUAUCCCUUUUGUGAUCUGUGAGCUCUGAGUUUUCCUUGUUUUCCAUUUAGUCUUUUAGUUGUUACCAGGAAACAUAGGGUAUUACAUAACAAGGGAAUACCCAUCAUGCUUUGCACUCAUUAGGGGCAAUCCAGAAAUGGAGACCUGUUUGAAAUUGACAGUGUAUCUCUGGUUCUGGCUUUAUCCUCUUUUAUUUUCUUUUUUUAUUAGCGACAUGGACAGUGCAUUGAGUGGUUAGAUUGUAAGAUCUUUUAGCUACUUUGAGCUGCAUGUGUGGCUUUCUAAUGGUGUUUAUGGUGACCAAAGUAAACCAAUUCCACGAUUUUCAGAUUCAGUGCAGAAUGUUUUCUGCAUUGACUGAUGUAAUUUCAAUGCCAGGCUAUAAUAUGUGCUAAAGUCCAAAAUGAGAAGUAAAAAGCAUGCUGUCAAGUUAAAGUGCAAGAUACUGUUGGCUUUCUGCUGUGUCUCAUACGCUGUUUUCUUUCAGAUGAAGAGUCUCUUGAACUCGCCUGGCUUUGGAAUCACAGGAAGUUCAGGGUGAAAAACACUUGAAGGGUUGCUACUGCAACAGUUAAAAAUUUUGAAACUUUGCAGGUUUCUUUCAGUGCACCAAAAAACUCUUUCUGAGCGAUCGGGCUACAGAGCUUCAGAUCAAGGAGUUUGCACGUAAAAAUGCAGCUAAUGCUCUGUCAGUUGCCAACAUGGUCAUGGGAAUGGCCUCGAUUCUCAGCAGCCUUAAUGGGCACCAUCACGCUGCAUGUUGGCUUGUUCUGAUUGGCUAUCUCCUGGAUUUGGCAGAUGGAGCGGUUGCCAGGCAACUCAAUGCCUGCUCUGCACUGGGUGCAAAGCUAGAUGAUUUUGCGGACUUCACGACCUUUGGGAUUGCUACGUCGUUGCUCCUGAGAACAUCUGACCUGCUCGACAACAUCCUGUGCAUGUGUUAUGUCCUCUCUGUGUUUGUCCGCCUCUGUUUCUUCUCCAGUGGGAUCCCUUUCAUGUACCGUGGCCUGCCCUGUAUUUACUCCUCAGCCAUCCUGGCAAGUGCCUCUUUGCUUUCAGGGGGAAACAUGGCAUUGCUGCGAGUCAUUGCGGUUGCCAUGAUCCUCUUCAUGAUCAGUCAAAACUUCUACCCCCAUGACAGAGUUCUGGAGUCCCAGGCCUGGAAGAAAGUCGUCUACGCUGGAGGAGUCAUCAUGGUGUUCUGCUCUUCCUUCCCCCCCGCGUGUAUGUACUACCUGCUGUGGUCCGUCUCCUACAUUUUAUUCCCAACAUCCCUAUGGAGCAGUAAAGUAUAAAAGGGAUGCUGGAACUGUCAACAAAAG